Ostertagia ostertagi is the source of this 909-nucleotide messenger RNA. NCBI's taxonomy places the organism in Eukaryota, Metazoa, Nematoda, Chromadorea, Rhabditida, Trichostrongylidae. The record is from the annotation of a GenBank genome assembly.
AUGGUUCGAGAUUCGUUUGUGGCUUAUAUGGAUCAUAGGACCGAACGUAUCCGCUUGGUUUUAUUAAUGGAUAAAGAUUUCAAGGUGGCUGCAGGUGGAAAAGAGGCUGAUGGCAUACCGACGGGACUAAUAAUCUUCAACACUCAACAUGAGUUGCACCUCAAGUGCCGGCGCAUUGAAGACACUGCUCGUUGGAAGGCUAUCAUUGAAGAGGCUAUGAAUGGAAUAGGAAACAUUUGGAUUCAGCCACACCGAUUCAGUUCCUCUUUCCCUAUUCGAGAAAAAUCAUACGGAAAGUGGUUUGUUGAUGCUCGCUCCUACAUGUCGCAUGCUGCCGACAUGAUGGAACUUGCCAGGGAAGAAAUUUUCAUCGCCGGAUGGUGGCUGAGUCCAGAAAUCUAUAUGAAGAGGCCAGCCUUGGAAGGAAACUACUGGCGUCUAGAUCAAAUUCUCAAGAGGAAAGCGAGUCAGGGCGUACACAUUUUCAUUCUGAUGUACAAAGAGAUGGAAAUGGCACUGGGCUUGAACAGCAUGUAUAGCAAGCGCACAUUGCAAGCUCUCCAUCCUAACAUUAAGGUAAUGCGUCAUCCUGAUCAUUAUCCAGCUACCGGCACUUUCUUCUGGGCCCAUCAUGAGAAGCUAGUUGUCAUUGACCAACUUAUUGCGUUUGUUGGCGGAGUUGAUCUCUGUUUUGGUCGCUGGGAUGACCAUCACCAUCUUCUCACUGAUCUCGGAUCGGUGCAGUUUGGUCAGCAACAUCUUAUCACGAAAGACUUCAACAUGGCUUCCGGUUUGAGGACGUUGGUGAGCGCUCCACUCACUCUUUCACCACUCGGCUUAGAAGAAAAAGAGGAGGUGGACUCCGGCAGUAAAGCUGAAUCUCCUGAAAAGGCUGAAGGUAUGAUUUAG